AUGGCAGGUGCAGUGCUGUGGGGCCCAGCAAAGGUGCACAAAGGUAUGACCGUGGCAGAGCUGGCCUCCGCGCUAGACAGGCCAAGCACGAUCGCAUGCAAGGAGUGCAUGCUUGAGCCAAGAGCAGAUCUCUCUCAGCUCGACGACCCGUCGGAGCUCUUCGUUCAUUUCGACCCUCCCAAGCCCUUCGACCACAGCUUCGUGAGGGAGCUCAUCGAACUUGCGCAGGAUAGCGAGGACAACGAGUUGGUGGUACCUCCGAGGAUGGAGGCUUUAUGGGAGAAUCACCAGUCGAAGCUCGUCCGUGAGGGUGUGACCUUUGAAACUCACCCUCAAGAGGCAGCCGACGAGCUCAAUCGGCUCGUGGAGGAGCUGAAAGAGAAGAGCGCGAAGGAUUAUCAUCCGGGAACCGACGAGAUCGUACGUGAUCUGGUUCAUCCUUCGCUUUACCCCUUUGUGGAGGGGAUUUCCCAGACCGCAGGGACUGACGACGUUACGCCGGCAGUGCAGGGUUUGCAGAAAGACAUGUGGAGAAGGCCCUACGAGACGAGCAAGUACCAGUGGUUGCCGUCGGAGGUCUCGGUAGCAGCAGAUGGUACUUGCAAGUUCCAGACAUAUAUCAACAACCUCGACCAGGAGAAGCAUGGUGACUUAUGCGGUGCAUUGGAGCGUCUGCUGACCCGGUGUCUGCCCCAUCUCGAAGCUGCUUGGAGCCAUGGACAGCAAGUAAAAGGUUUCAAUGUUGAGGAUGAGGACAUGGACGAUCUCGACUCUGACUGCAGUGCAGGUGAGCCGGAGAACAUAGAAAUCGAGUCUCUUCGUGGACGGUCUAUUCAAGUCAUUACCAAAAUUGUGGAUUAUGAGCUGCCUCCGGGUGGGACCCACGAAGGCGUCUGGCAUGUGGAGGGGAUGAGCCACGAGAACAUCGUCGCGACAGCAGAGCUCAUCUUGAAGAAGGAUGCCGCACUCGUCGGUGGUGGCUUGCAGUUCCAGCGAACCUUCCGAGAAACGGAAGGGCGCCCAAUGAUUAUGGGAUUUCCCCAGUGUCGGGCAGCACAGCUGGAUGAGGUAGUGGAGGCCGGCCUGGUCCCCCUGGGCCAGUUGCCCCUCCCACAUCGGCGCCUGGCGGCUUGGCCAAACAGCCACAUCCACAAGGUGGAGAAGAUCUCGAACACAUCGGAAAGCCCGGCGGUGCGGCGCAUUGUGGUGUUUUGGUUAGUGAACCCAGGGGUCAGGAUCAUUUCCACCCAGCACGUGCCAAAGCAGCAGGGUGUGAUGCCAUUGGAGGAGGCUCAAAAUCACCGACUGUCGCUCAUGGAGGAGCGAAAGUUACACAAGCAGAAUUGGAAUCUCAGAGAGGUCAGCCUUUGUGAGCACUGA
Symbiodinium sp. CCMP2456 is the source of this 1380-nucleotide messenger RNA. Lineage: Eukaryota; Dinophyceae; Suessiales; Symbiodiniaceae. The record is from the annotation of a GenBank genome assembly.